GAAACCCCGAGCCGUUCCUCUUUUUUUUUGCUCGCCGUCUUCUCUGCGAUCGCUCCUAUUUCCCCUUUUCCGAUCGAUUCUUGAUCGCCAGGCUACAGUUCUGUGCUUCUCCUCCUCGUCAUGGGGCGAACGCUCCGAAGCUCGCUGAAGCCCAAAGCCCAGUCACCUUCCGUAUCAAGAUCAUCCGAGCAGAAUGGAGUGGUGCAACCAACUAAACCUAGCAAGCAAAAAUCUGAAGCUGAAGUUGGUUCUUCACAUGCUGUUUCAGAAAAUGUAGUUGUUGUUUCUGAAAAUGUCGUUGCGGAUUCAAGCCUAAGUGAUGCACCUGGUACCUCUGGCUUGCCAAAAGAGAGCGAGGAGAAAACAGCAGAUGUUGCAGAGCUGGAGUUUGAAGCCAAAUCAUUAAGAGAUGAAGCUUGGUAUGAUGUGGCUAUGUUCCUUGCACAUCGGGUUAUCAAUUCUGGCGAACUCGAAGUCCGUGUGAGGUUUCAAGGUUUUGGCGCUGAGGAGGAUGAAUGGGUGAAUGUCAAGAAUGCAGUUAGGGAACGUUCAAUUCCCUUAGAGGCCUCAGAUUGUAGAAAGGUUCGAGUAGGUGAUCUGGUACUUUGUUUUCAGGAAAAUGGUGAUCAAGCAAUGUACUUUGAUGCACAUAUUGUUGAAAUAGAAAGGAAGCUUCAUGAUAUAAGGGGCUGUCGUUGCCUCUUCUCGGUCCGCUAUGAUCAUGAUCAAACUGAGGAGAAAGUUCAUGCGCAAAGGUUGUGCCGCAGGCCGGCAUAUUGACUGCUUCUCAACUGAUGUGUCGAUGGUUCUGGGCCUUCUGGCAAUUGAAACCAUGAUCUUUUUUGAGCCUCAAGGAGUCUAUAUAUUUUGUAAAAACUCAACUUGCACUUGGCAGCGAAUCUGCCUUUGCUUUAUAAAAAUCUAAGUGGUUUCAAACUUUCAA
Zingiber officinale is the source of this 943-nucleotide messenger RNA. RefSeq names its product protein SAWADEE HOMEODOMAIN HOMOLOG 1-like. Gene Ontology annotation, molecular function: chromatin binding. Lineage: Eukaryota; Viridiplantae; Streptophyta; Magnoliopsida; Zingiberales; Zingiberaceae. The coding region runs from base 121 to 780 and encodes 219 amino acids. The record is from RefSeq and is a predicted model, not a curated record. The transcript has 7 exons.